This is a messenger RNA of Oppia nitens, 1137 nucleotides long. RefSeq lists its product as uncharacterized. The transcript has 2 exons. Bases 313 to 1137 code for a protein of 274 amino acids. Lineage: Eukaryota; Metazoa; Arthropoda; Arachnida; Sarcoptiformes; Oppiidae. The record is from RefSeq and is a predicted model, not a curated record.
CAGUUACGCCAAUACCCGCACAGAUAUCCGGUACCGAAAUUUACGACCCGAUUGCCGAUCAAACGUAAUCGGCUGGACAUUACUAUAGACGCGGCUGAACUGAACGAGUGGUCAUACGGACAGUUCGCCACUAGUCGGACAUCCGAUGAAAAAUUUGCAAAAAUCGUCAACAUUUCGACGGUCUAUACGGCCUACUUGUACCCGAACUGUCGGUCACGGGUCAGAUACUAUCACGCAUUACAGCAUAUUAUCUAUUUGUUUAUUUUGGACGACAAUACUGAGGAACCGUGGGGUCUGUUGAAUACGGAUCAUAUGGACGAUUGUAGGCGUGUUUUCGCACAGAUGCCCUGUCUAUUGGCCGAUAUUAGCGCCGAUACUGACCACUGCCAACAACAACAGGACAAUACUACUACUACUCCUGUCAUCGAAGGCUUGGAACCAUAUGUUCGGCAAAUUAGGCCAACAUUUGCCGAUAUUUACAGCCGAUUCAGUGGUCAACAGUGGCAGAGGUUUGUCGACGCCUGGAUAGACUACGCGGACGGUAAUGUCGCCAGUAAUGCUGUAAUAGCCGAAAACGGACGGUUCGGUUCGUUGGACGAGUUUUGGCGGAUUCGCCGUCAAACUAUAGGCACAUUGAUUACAACAAUGAUUAUUAUGUAUACCGAUGCUGACGAUGACGAUGACAAUGACAACAACAAUCUGGAGCUACCUGAGCGCGAUUGGUUGGAUCCACGUAUGCAACAACUACUUGAGCUAACCAAAGACCAUAUGAUCUGUUCAAACGAUUUGUUUUCAUUUGAAAAAGAGUUAUUAGCUAUAAGUGCGGACAUGACUACUACUAUCAUUGACGGCACCGAUAGGGACAGACAUGCAUUGGCCCAGAUGUCCAACAUUGUGGCCAUGACUGCCAUUGAUAGGCAGUGUUCAAUCAGUGAGGCCCAGUUGAUUAUUGUUGAAUUGUUUGAUAAAUUGGACGGGAAAAUCAUUGAAUUGGUACGGGAUUGGGAACAAUGCAAUGGUGGCCAACCGUUAAGUCCAGGUGCCCGACAAUUCAUACGGGGUUUACUGUAUUUUUUAGGCGGUAUGUACCGGACCAAUACAAACAGCGAUCGAUAUCAUAGGCUAUACCACACUUAG